Drosophila yakuba is the source of this 1718-nucleotide messenger RNA. RefSeq lists its product as uncharacterized. The record is from RefSeq and is a predicted model, not a curated record. NCBI's taxonomy places the organism in Eukaryota, Metazoa, Arthropoda, Insecta, Diptera, Drosophilidae.
AUGGAUGUGUGGGUUGGGGGGCUUUGCAAUCUGAACGAUAAUCGGCAGGACACAAAAACGUGUCAUUAAACAUCUGAGAUCUUUGAACUUUGCACUAAAAUAAACCGGAUUUCGUAUACUAUAAGCAUUCACAUGGGUGCCACUAGGUCUGCCAAUGCCAUUUUUUUGCGUGUGGCAUCAAUAAUGUGGCGGGCAUAUAAAAUGUGGUCCUGGCGACACGCCAAUCAGUAGUCGGCCCCAAAAUGCUGCUCGACACGGACCUGGCCAGUGGAGUGAUCCGCUCGCCAUAUAGUUUUGACAUCCCGCACGCUUUUAUCUUCAACGAAUCGCAGUUCGUGGAGCCCAAAUUCUGUGGACCCUACAUGGAGAUAGUGAAGCACUUCGCGCAGGUGUACCACUACAAGCUGUUUCUCGAUACUCUCGACAGUUUGCCCAAGAAAUCGGUGGUGGAGCAGGACAUUAUCCACGGCAAGUACAACCUCUCGCUCCAUGGCGUGAUCAUUCGGCCAGAGACGACCACUGACUUCACCACUGACGCCACCAAGCACAGUUAUCCGCUGGAGCUGAUGACGAACUGCGUCAUGGUGCCCCUUGCUCCUGAGUUGCCCAAGUGGAUGUACUUGGUGUGGCCGCUGGGCAGGUACAUCUGGUCCUGCCUAUUCCUCGGCACCUUCUACGUGGCGCUCCUGCUGAGGUAUGUGCACUGGCGGGAGCCAGGUAAAGCCACCCGAUCCUAUACCAGGAACGUGCUCCACGCCAUGGCCCUGCUGAUGUUCAGUCCCAACAUGAACAUGUCUGUGAAGCUGAAGCACGCCUCGCUGCGCGUAAUUACCUUCUACACGCUACUCUACGUCUUUGGUUUCAUCCUGACCAACUACCACAUCAGCCACAUGACCGCGUUCGAUAUGAAGCCUGUGUUCCUGCGGCCCAUCGACACCUGGUCGGAUGAUCCACUCGAGACUGCGGAUCGUUAUCCACGAUUCGCUGCUGGAAGAGCUGCGCUGGCUACCGGUGGUGAAUACCACCUCGUUGGAUCCGCAGUUCGAUGCGCGCAGCUGACAGGAGUACCAGGCCCUGCUGGCGAGUCCAUCGCGUUCCUACGCCUAUGUGGUCACCCAGGAUGCCUGGCUGUUCUUCAACCGGCAGCAGCGGGUGCUCAUCCAGCCGUACUUCCACCUGUCCAAGGUGUGCUUCGGCGGUCUCUUCAACGCCCUGCCCAUGGCCUCCAAUGCCAGCUUUGCCGAUUCCCUGAACAACUUUAUUCUCAACGUUUUUCAGGCUGGCUUGUGGAAUUACUGGGAAGAGCUAGCCUUUCGCUAUGCCAAGCAGGCUGGCUAUGCGAGAGUUUUCCUGGACACAUAUCCCGUGGAAUCACUGAACCUGGAGUUCUUUACCACGGCCUGGAUUGUCAUGACCGCGGGAAUACCCAUUAGUUCGCUGGUUUUCUGUUUGGAGCUUUACGUGCAUCGUCGAAAAGAGAGGCGUUUGCAGUAUGACCGAUUCGAGUGCUACGAUUACUAAACUAUGGAAAGUUGUUUAUACAAAGCGAAACUGAAAUUUUUUUAUGGGUUCAAAAUUAAAUAUGUUAAUUAAAUAGUUAAGUUUAUAAGGCUCAUUUUCUAGUUACCUGACAAAGAGGAAAUGGUAUUGUACUCAAUUAUCAAGGGCUUAGUUAUCAUACAGCUUAAAUGCGAUUUUAAUAACUUUGAUUCACAGAA